CAGAACAACAGCGAGUGACAGUUGUCCUAACCACGUGACGAUUCGAUCCAAUCUCGUCGAGCGCCAAUUCACGUGACCAAUAAGUAACCAACGGUAUUAGCAUUACGUCACAGCGUGCCUUGCGCAAUUGUGGAUGCGCAGAAAGAGGUAUUUAGGAACAAUUCCAAAAUGCCGUCGACGUCGUCGGACGCGAAGAACGUCGCUUUGACCACCCAAGCUGAGAAGCCGAUACACUACACGUAUCUAAAAGAGUUCCGCGUGGAGCAGUGUCCACUAUUCCUUCAACAUAAAUGUACUCAGCAUAAACCCUUCACAUGUUUCUAUUGGCAUUUCAUGAAUCAGCGGCGAAGAAGACCUAUUAGAAGACGCGACGGAACUUUUAAUUAUAAUCCAGAUGUUUACUGUACGAAAUACGACGAGACAACGGGUGUGUGUCCUGCUGGAGACGAUUGCCCCUAUUUACAUAGAACAGCUGGAGACACUGAACGCCGUUAUCAUCUACGGUAUUAUAAAACAGGUAUUUGUGUGUAUGAUACAGAUGCUAGGGGAUACUGUGUGAAGAAUGGUCCACACUGUGCAUUUGCUCAUGGUAUUCAUGAUUUACGAAAUCCUGUAUAUGAUGUUAGGGAAUUACAAGCAAUGGAAGGUGCUGAAGAAGGACCAAAUGGUACCUCAGGCCCUAAUAAUUUAGAUAAAGAAAGAAAUGCAUUAAAUGAAGAUCCAAAAUGGCAAGAUACUGUUUAUGUAUUAGCAAAUUAUAAAACUGAACCAUGUAAAAGACCUCCUAGAUUAUGUCGACAAGGAUAUGCUUGUCCUCAAUUUCAUAAUAAUAGAGAUCGUAGGAGAAGUCCUAAAAAGUACAAAUAUAGAUUAGAUCUCUUUUAUUACAAUGAACAGAAACUUAUUAUUGAUCCACCUUUACAGGUUAUUGGUCCUUGUCCCCUUCAAAAUACUCCUCUCCUCUAUUCACAUACUUAUCCCAGCAGUGUUUCCAUUUUGCAAAGCAGUCCUGGUACGCUUGUUUCAGAAUGUCCUUUAAUUUAUAAAUCAACUAAAUGUAAUGAUAUACUUCAAAAUGGUUAUUGUCCACGUGGACCUUUUUGUGCAUUUGCUCAUGUAGAUAAAGAAAUUUCUGCUAUUCGAGACUUAGGACCUGAUAAUACAACAGAUUUAGCAGCAAUUUUAUCAAGUGCAUUGCCACCAAGUGUAGUUUCUACAAGCAAUUCAAAUGAAUAUUCUCAAUCACAGUCAUCUCCUGAAUCAAAUAAAGAUAAUUCUCAAAAUAAAGAUCAACAACAAACAAAUCAAGAUUAUCAUAUGCAUUCAGUAUCUAAUUCACAGAAUACUAGAGAGAUGGAUAUUUAUUCAACAUCCAGUCAUCCACUGCCAACACCAAUAAGUCGUCCUCGUUCAUAUAGUUCAUCAACAAAUCAUUCAGGUGACUCUUUGCCUCAGUAUCCUAAAGCACCUGGUUCUGAACGAGAAGAUAAAGAGGCUAGUAUUCAAAGGCAGCUACAAUUAAUAGACAAUGAUACAACUCUAGAUCCUUUAGAAAAAGCUAGAAGAAAACAAAGUGUUUGUUUAUCUUAUGGACUAAGCCCUGGAUUAUUAACAACAGGACAGUCAAUAAAACAAAGCAUGUCAUCUUUAGCAAAUUUAUUUUAUCCUGUCGCAGAUACAGUAGAAUCUGUUGUAGGUAAUGCAUUAGAUGACCUUAAUCUUGAUGAAAUCAAUGUUGAAGCAUCAUUAGAUAGAGAUUUAGAAAAUGAAACAAAUAGUAUCAAUAAUACAUCUAGUUCAGGUUUAUUAGGAGCUUCAGCCCCAAUGAAUAUUCCUCAAAGUGAUAACAGAGUAUUAAGUAAUCUUUCACCUCCUGUUUCUUCACCUUUACCACAUAUGUUACACUUAGGACCAUCUUCACUUACAUUACCAUCUGUUGGAAAUAAUCCUGAACAUUCUAUGGAUAAGGCUGCUGCUGCAUUUUAUGGUCAUUCUAGUUCAUUUAAUGCCAAGUAUUCAGGUAGUCAUUUUCCAUCUAGUAUGUAUGAUUAUUCAGGAACUCAAAAUAUGUCACCAGGAAGUCGAAUAGGAAGUCAAUCGUCAUCAUUAGUAUCAAAUAUGACAUUUAAUUCUUUUAAUUCUACAUCAAAUUUAUCAGAAAUUCAAAGGUUAAGAGAAGAAUUAGCAUCAAAUAGGGCAAAACUUGUUGCAUGGGAAGAAGGAAUGUCCCAAAUUAGAACUGCUUGUGAAGCAUGGAAACGAGAAGCAGAUGAAGCAAAUCGAAGAGAAAGGUUAGCUGAGCAACAAAGAGAUGAAGCAAUUAGCAAAUUAAAUGCUUUACAAAGUGAAGUGGAAACAAUAUCUGGAGAACCUUUUCUUCACUCAUUAGCUAGGAUAUCUGAAUUAGAAACAUUACCAUUAACUAAAUUAAAACAGUUACAAGAACAGCUUCGUAGUGAUCUGGAUAAAUUAGACAAGCUGCCUGAUCCAAAACUGACCAGAAUCAAGUAUUACAAGAUAGAGAUAUAGUAUUUGACAAAAAAUUGCACUCUUUGUGGUGGAGAUAGAAUUCAACAAAAAUUCUUUAGUCUUCUGCAACUAAAACCAACAGUCACAUUUUUAUUACAAGUGAUGUAUAAUUCAUUACAUCUAAGGGCCUACUUUUUUUGUGCUCUAAAUUAUAAAAUUUUUAAAAAAUUUUGCAUUACAAACAUAUUUUUUUUGCACUGAACUUUAAUCAAUUUAGUGUUCUCCCUAAGUCCUUUUUACUUUUUGCCUGAAUGGUUUUUCUAGUUCCCUGCUGAUAAAUUUCAGAAUAAGUAUAUAUGUGUACAGUACAAAAGGUACAACUUUUUGUAUUUUAACAACAUUUACAUAUUUCUUAAGUGUAAUUUGAUCCUAAUUUUUAACAUAUGUUCAAAAUUUAACAAAUUAUGUCUUUGCAACAGGUCAAUUUAUAUCUCUAGGUGAAUGUAUUUAAAAUUACUUUAACAUGUCUCUGUGAAUAUCUGAAAAAUAUUUUCACCUGUCUAAAGUAAAUACAUUAGAAAAAUAAUAAUAGUAAAUAUGUGGAAUUCUGCUAUAGUGAUGUAUAAUUUUUCUUUUGGAAUGUAACUUUUAAAUUUGUGUUUUAAGUUUCUAGAAUGUUUUACAAAGUUGUACUAAUUAUUCUAUUUGAAUAUUGUUAACUAAUGAAACAUCAAAUAAAAUAAGCAAAAGUGUUUUUUAAAAAACAUAAAAAUAUUAUAAUGUUGUUCUAUUUAUACAUCAAGUUUUAAGAAAAAUGUAUUCACACCAAUGUAUGAAAAUUUUUUUAUUAAAAAUUAAUAAAAAUCCAUAAACAAACAACAAAAAAAAGAAGGUAAAUCAGGCUAAUUGAUCUGCAGAUUGAAAAAAUUGUA
Centruroides sculpturatus (bark scorpion) is the source of this 3401-nucleotide messenger RNA. RefSeq names its product RING finger protein unkempt homolog (gene unk). Lineage: Eukaryota; Metazoa; Arthropoda; Arachnida; Scorpiones; Buthidae. Gene Ontology annotation, molecular function: metal ion binding. The record is from RefSeq and is a predicted model, not a curated record. The transcript is spliced from 17 exons. The coding region runs from base 169 to 2529 and encodes 786 amino acids.